This is a messenger RNA of Penaeus monodon (black tiger shrimp), 506 nucleotides long. It is a transcript of the gene S6KL, whose product is annotated as serine/threonine-protein kinase S6KL-like. The transcript is spliced from 7 exons. Gene Ontology annotation, molecular function: ATP binding; protein kinase activity. Bases 225 to 506 code for a protein of 93 amino acids. Gene Ontology annotation, biological process: protein phosphorylation. The record is from RefSeq and is a predicted model, not a curated record. NCBI's taxonomy places the organism in Eukaryota, Metazoa, Arthropoda, Malacostraca, Decapoda, Penaeidae.
AAAGAAAUAAAAUCAUUGCAGGUGGCAUCAGUCAACAUUAGAGAAUGAAUAUGCACACAGCAAGACAGUCUGGCCAGUGGCCCAGACAGAAGCUCUGUUCUUACCAGAAUUCCCUGUUGGAAUAGAGGAGAAGUUGAAGUUAAUUUUUUUUAGGUGAAAUUAGCAGAGGAGCUUUUGGUCAAGUAUUUCAUGUGCGAUGUGCAACAACAAACAAAGAAUAUGCCAUGAAAGUUCUGUCAAAGUCACAGGUGUGCAGCUUAGAUGCUGUCAGCCAAGUGAAACAAGAAGUUAUGAUUCAACAUGUGUGCAGCCAUCAUCCCUUUGUCACACCCCUUGUCCAUUAUUGGCAGACUCGCAAGUUGCUGCUUGUUAUGACAGAAUUUGUGGGAUAUGGCGAACUGCAGCAGCUGUGGCGAUCCUUAGGCAGACUACCGGAAAACCUUGUCAAGAUCUAUUUGGCACAGAUUGCACUUGCACUUGACUUUCUUCAUAAUGCAUUCGGAUAG